Brachypodium distachyon (stiff brome) is the source of this 2059-nucleotide messenger RNA. Its product is annotated as hexokinase-8. Gene Ontology annotation, cellular component: cytosol; mitochondrion. Bases 510 to 1889 code for a protein of 459 amino acids. The record is from RefSeq and is a predicted model, not a curated record. The transcript has 9 exons. Gene Ontology annotation, molecular function: glucokinase activity; mannokinase activity; D-glucose binding. Gene Ontology annotation, biological process: intracellular glucose homeostasis; glycolytic process; glucose 6-phosphate metabolic process. Lineage: Eukaryota; Viridiplantae; Streptophyta; Magnoliopsida; Poales; Poaceae.
CCACCGAAAGAGGUCAGAUGGGGUUCAGAGUUCAGCCAUUCGGCUGGGUGACCAUCUCCAGACAAUUCUUCCUUUCACCUCCAUCCUUGGCACUUGCCAUUUUGCCAACCCAAACCCAAACCCAAUGCGAUCAUCCGAUUCCCCGAUGAUGUUCUAUUUCUGGGACGCAUAAACAAUCCGUCCAUAGACCUGCCCCUCUGCAGCUCCCGAAGAGCAACAAAGCUUGCACCGCCCAGCGUCCACACCCACCUUUGCCUUGCCCCCCACCGAGUUGCUCGAUCAAUCGCGAAAAGAUGAGCGCUCCGAGCCAAAUUUCACGUGCCUGACUUCCUCCUUGCUCUCGCAAAAACAGUACUGUAUCCUUUCUCUCUUUCCCCCGCCGAAUUCGACGUGCCUCCCCGUUUCUCCCUCCCUUUUCUUGAGCUCUCGGCUUGCUAUUCCAGUUCUUGGAUCACGGCUGCUGUCCCUGUGCCUCUCGAGUUCUCGGCCUGCUGGAAUUGGGAGCGGUAAUGGCGGAGCAGGUGGUGGCGGAUCUCCGGGAGAGGUGCGCGACGCCGGCUGCGCUGCUGUGGGACGUGGCGGCGGCGAUGGCCGACGAGAUGCGCGCGGGGCUGGAGGAGGAGGGUGGGAGCAGGGUCAAGAUGCUCCUCUCCUACGUCGAUAAGCUCCCCACCGGGAGAGAGGAAGGUUUGUUCUAUGGAUUGGACCUAGGAGGGACAAAUUUCCGUGUUUUGAAGGUGCAUCUAGGUGGAAAUGAUAAGCAUGUCGUUAACCGGGAGUCCAGAGAAGUCGCCAUUCCACCACAUUUGAUGUCAGGGAGCUCUUCGGAAUUGUUUGGUUUCAUUGCUUCUGAAUUAGCCAAGUUUGUUGCUGAUGAAGACAAGGGUAAUAGCUCAUCAAACGGGAAGAAACGAGAACUGGGAUUCACAUUUUCUUUCCCAGUGAGGCAACUGUCGAUUGCAUCGGGUACCCUUGUCAAGUGGACAAAGGCAUUUUCUAUUGAUGACGCUGUAGGUGAAGAUGUAGUUGCUGAAUUGCAAACUGCUAUGGAGAAGCAAGGUCUAGACAUGCAUGUGGCUGCUUUGAUUAAUGACGCUGUUGGGACAUUGGCUGGAGCCAGAUACUAUGAUGAAGAUGUUAUCGCUGGUGUGAUAUUCGGUACCGGUACAAAUGCCGCUUAUGUUGAGAAGGCAAAUGCUAUACCAAAAUGGGAAGGAGAGUUGCCCAAUUCAGGGGAUAUGGUCAUCAAUAUGGAAUGGGGUAACUUCUAUUCACCUCAUCUUCCAGUCACUGAAUACGAUCAAGCAUUAGAUAGCGAAAGCUUAAAUCCAGGAGAGCAGAUAUACGAGAAGUUAACCUCAGGAAUGUAUUUAGGUGAAAUUGUAAGGAGGGUGCUGCUUAAACUGUCUCUGCAGUGUGCAAUUUUUGGUGAUAUUGAUCACACUCACCUCAAAACUCAUUUCCUUCUGCGGACUCCGCAUAUUUCUGCAAUGCACCAUGAUGAAACUCCUGAUCUGAAGAUCGUUGCUGAAAAACUGGAAGAAAACCUAGAGAUUACAGGCACAUCCUUAGAGACACGUAAAAUAGUUGUCGAAAUCUGCGAUAUCGUGGCAAGAAGGGCGGCCCGGUUGGCUGCUGCAGGGGUUGCAGGGAUCCUCAAGAAGCUAGGGAGAGACGGCCCCACCGAAAAGCAUCGAUCGGUCAUCGCCAUAGAUGGAGGACUGUUUGAACACUAUUCCAAAUUCAGCAAAUGCUUGGAAACUACACUAUGUGAGCUGCUAGGAGAAGAGGCGUCAGAGUUGGUCGCCGUCAAGCACGUAGAUGACGGCUCAGGAAUAGGGGCUGCCCUGAUUGCUGCUUCCCAAUCUCGGUACAGAAAUACUGAAUAGUAGUAGGUGAAACUACUUGCCAAUACAUUUCUCUCCCCCUUCUGUGGGGUAAAAGAAAAAAUCACCUAGCUUUCCAGCACGUACAAUCUACCCAUGUUGGAAAUGUAAGAGGUCUAUAACCAUGUUGGAAACUUGAAACAAAAGGAGAGCUGACGUCUCAUUUAUCUCCA